This is a messenger RNA of Phytophthora sojae, 648 nucleotides long. Its product is annotated as necrosis inducing-like protein NPP1 type. Bases 1 to 648 code for a protein of 215 amino acids. The transcript is spliced from 3 exons. Lineage: Eukaryota; Oomycota; Peronosporomycetes; Peronosporales; Peronosporaceae. The record is from RefSeq and is a predicted model, not a curated record.
AUGAAGCUGCGCUCGUUACUUUUCGCCGCUUUUGCCGCCGGACAGCUCAGCUUUGUGGCAGGCGCUAUCAUCGAUCACGACAAGGUGCAGCCGUUUGUACAGCCCGAACCGGUCACCGUAUCCAAAAACGCUGCCGUGAAGUUCAAGCCAAACGUCCUGGUCCUAUGGACAUGCCAUCUGAACCCUGCUGUCAAUGCUGCGGGCGAUACGAGCGGAGGUCUCAAAGGAACGGGGGAGCGCGAUUCGGCCUGCAAGGCUGGAUGGUACCAGGACAUGUGGGCCAUCAUGUACGCGUGGUAUUUCCCCAAGGACGUUUAUUAUCGCGGAACCUUCUCCGACAAGGGGUUCCGACACAUCUGGAAGAACGCCGUCGUGUGGCUUGAUAACCCGGCGGUGGAGAAGCCGAAGAUACUCGCCGUGUCGACUUCGAUCGGGAUCAAAGGAGGACGAUAUUUCAACGACAGCACCCCCAUGCUCCUGUCCAAAGCUGAUGAUGGAGAAGACUUGAGCUCACUGAGCCAGAGUAAUGUGGGGGAUGGCGAGUUCCAGGACCUCAUCAUAUGGGAACAGUUGACGGAAGAGGCUCGCGAUGCCCUAAGUUCGACAGACUUUGGAGAGACCAAGGUUCGACGCCAACUUCAACGCUAA